UAUUUGACCUUCCUAACCUAAAAAUUCUGUUGAUGUGAUAUGUGAUGCAUCAAGCCGACUCCGAGAAACGAAUAAAUAAUUUUUAAGUUUUAAUUUUUUAACUUUAGACACAGGACGCCACAAUGACAGAGGAAGUUCAAAAACACUCUGUCCAUACCUUAGUUUUUCGCUCCUUGAAGAGGACACAUGAUAUGUUCGUUUCCAAUCAAAGUAACCUUCCCCCUAUAGAUGAGCUAGCUGAAAGCAUCAAAAAGAAAAUAAAAACACGAGACUGUUAUGGUGCUGUACGAGAAAUUGUUGAGAAGAAUAAAGCCCAAAAAAUGUUGCAGAGUGCCAAACAGUUAGAGCUGCAGGAAUCUGAGCGAGAUGACGAUUUACAAUCAAAUCAUGAAGGAGAAAUGGCAGUUGUGCCGGUAGCUCAAAAUCAAGCCCUUGUUCCGAAACAGCCGCCGGCCAUGCCUAAACCCAAGUGGCAUCCCCCUUGGAAAUUGUACCGUGUCAUCUCAGGUCAUUUGGGUUGGGUCAGGAGUGUCGCUGUUGAGCCUGGCAAUGAAUGGUUUGCCACUGGCUCUGCAGAUCGAGUUAUUAAGAUAUGGGAGUUGGCGAGUGGGCGAUUAAAAGUAUCUCUCACAGGACAUAUUAGCAGCGUCAGAGGACUGGCUGUAAGCGCCAAGCAUCCGUACCUGUUUAGUUGUGGUGAAGAUCGUCAAGUCAAAUGCUGGGACCUGGAGUACAACAAGGUGAUAAGGCACUAUCACGGCCAUCUGAGCGCAGUGUACACUCUGGCUCUUCACCCUACAAUAGAUGUUCUCAUUACGGCAGGACGAGACUCAACAGCAAGGGUCUGGGAUAUGCGUACCAAAGCUAAUGUACACACACUUGUUGGACACACCAAUACAAUUGCAAGCGUUAUCACUCAAGCCGCAGAACCACAGGUUAUAACAGGAUCUCAUGAUUGCACAAUUCGUUUGUGGGACUUGGCAGCGGGAAAAUCACGAGCAACUUUAACCAACCAUAAGAAAUCUGUUCGAUCUGUAAUUUUCCACCCUACACUCUACAUGUUUGCCAGUGCAAGUCCUGAUAACAUCAAACAGUGGAAGUGUCCGGAUGGUAAUUUUGUUCAGAAUCUAGUCGGUCACAACGCAAUUGUCAACUGUCUCGCUGUCAAUCCAGAGGGUGUUCUAGUUUCUGGUGCCGAUAAUGGUACGAUUCAUUGUUGGGACUGGAGAACAGGCUAUAACUUCCAGAGGCUCCAGGCUCCAGUUCAACCAGGCUCAAUGGACAGUGAAUCUGGUAUUUUUGCGAUGACAUUUGAUCAGAGUGGGAGUCGCCUCAUAACUACAGAAGCCGACAAAACAAUAAAAAUUUAUAAAGAAGAUGAUAACGCUACUGAAGAAUCUCAUCCAGUUCAGUGGCGCCCUGAUAUUUUGAAAAGGAAGAAAUUUUAAUCUCCAGACUGUUUCCAUACCCUGCAGAAUAUUUGUAUUGUUUUGUAAAAAUGAAUCCUAAGUUUGUAAAUAUUUAUGUUUUGACUAUUUUUGUAAAGAGUUAGUCAAUAUAUUCUGGCCACAUUGGUCAAAUUGUGAUGAUGUACUUGAUCAGUAAAUGGACUAUUUUUAACUCU
Molecule: messenger RNA, 1624 nt
Organism: Bemisia tabaci
Lineage: Eukaryota; Metazoa; Arthropoda; Insecta; Hemiptera; Aleyrodidae
Gene: Tango4
Product: transport and golgi organization 4
Biological process (GO): mRNA splicing, via spliceosome
Cellular component (GO): Prp19 complex; precatalytic spliceosome; catalytic step 2 spliceosome
Molecular function (GO): protein binding
Source: RefSeq, a predicted model, not a curated record